AUGGGCGAAUACUACACGAAUUGUACACCGGGCCUCGUGGUGCCUAUCUGGGGCUCACAAGAAAACAUCAGUCUGUCUGACAUUAUUCUGCGCGGUACAACGUACUUCUUUCUCCUGCUGUAUCUAUUCAUCGGUGUAUCGAUAAUAAGCGAUCGUUUCAUGGCAGCAAUUGAGGUGAUCACCUCCAAGGAGAAGGAGCUUUUGGUCCAUCGACCGGGACGAGAGCCCCAGAUCAUAAUCGUUCGAGUGUGGAAUGAGACUGUGGCCAAUUUGACACUGAUGGCACUCGGCAGCAGUGCACCUGAGAUACUUCUGUCGAUAAUUGAAAUAUGGGCGAAGGAUUUUCAAGCUGGCGAUUUGGGGCCUGGCACGAUUGUUGGUUCAGCGGCCUAUAAUCUGUUCGUUAUAAUAGCCCUGUGUGUCUUUGUCAUACCGAAUGGAGAGACUAGAAAGAUAAAGCACUUGAGGGUGUUCUUUGUAACAGCUACGUGGAGUAUUUUUGCUUAUGUGUGGCUGUACAUAAUACUAUCGGUAUCGACUCCUGGUGUGCUUGAAGUCUGGGAGGGGAUACUUACAUUUGCAUUCUUCCCGGCUACUGUGUUGACAGCGUGGGUAGCUGACAGAAGAUUGUUGAUCUACAAGUAUCUUCAUAAGGGCUAUCGGAUGAACAAGCGAGGGGUCAUCGUGCAGGCGGAGGCUGGUGAUUCCGAUGGUGGGGUUGAGCUGGAGAUCAAGGAGCACGACGGACCGCACUUGUUUGUCGAUCGGAUUGAUGAUGAGGGCCCCGAGGCCAGGGAGUUCGAGCAGACCAGGCGGGAUUACAUCAAGACACUGAGAGAACUCAGGAAGAAACAUCCGACUCUACCUCUGGAGCAGCUCGAGGUGAUGGCCCAUGAGGAGGUCCUUGGAAAAGGACCCAAGAGCAGGGCCUUCUAUCGUGUGUUGGCCACCAGGAAGAUGGUUGGCGCUGGCAAUCUCAGCAGGAAAAUCAGCGAACGCGCUCAAAGCGAUCUCAGCGAGGUCAAGGCUGAACUGCAGAGGGCUGAGGCUGAAGUCGUUGACAUUGAGCACAUCAAUGCAACCAGAGUUUUCUUUGAUCCUGGUCAUUACACCGUUAUGGAGAACGUUGGGACUUUUGAAGUUGGAGUUACUAGGGUGGGUGGAGAUCUCAGUAAGCCAUGCACUGUUGAUUACUGCACGGAGGACGGAUCGGCUGAGGCGGGAUCUGACUAUGUCAGUGCCAAGGGCACGCUUGUCUUCGAACCUGGGGAGACUAGGAAGACCAUUCAGCUGUCGGUUAUUGAUGAUGAGUUGUUCGAGGAGGAUGAACACUUCUAUGUCAGAUUGAGCAACGUAUCUCAGUCAGCAAUGCUGGUAUCCCCGAGUCUCGCAACCGUAAUGAUCCUGGAUGACGACCACAGUGGAAUUUUCGGCUUCCCCGAGCGUGACGUCGAGCUGGUGGAGAGUGUUGGCCAGUAUCCCCUGAGGGUAUUACGGUACAGUGGUGCAAGAGGACGUGUCGCACUGCCCUACCGAACUGUCGAGGGGACAGCCAAACCGAAUAAGCAGUAUAUGCCGAGUGAGGGCUCACUCACCUUCGAGGACAAUCAGACCGAAAAGACGAUAAUGCUCACAAUAAUCGAGGAGGACUCCUACGAGAAGGAUGCCCUCUUCUACGUGGAAUUAGGGGAGCCCCAGCUGCAAGGAGCCGAGGCAGGACUAGCUGCAUCAGCGGAACUGAAAGCCCCAGAGGAUCGUACGGACGAGGAAAAAAUGGCACUGCUGGGUAGGCCAAGGUUGGGUGACGUCUCCACCGCUCAAAUCAGGAUCAAAGAAUCAAAGGAGUUCAAGAACACUGUCGACAAGCUCGUGCAGCGCGCCAACGCCUCAAUUCUCCUCGGUACGAGUUCGUGGAAAGAACAGUUUACGGAGGCUGUGACGGUCAGCGGCGGAGACGAAGGGGAGGACGACGAGUCGGGCGAGGCUAGAGUUUCAUCUCCAUCAUUCGCUGAUUACCUCAUGCACUCGCUCACCAUAUUCUGGAAGGUGCUCUUCGCCUUUGUGCCGCCGACAGAUAUUGCUGGUGGAUAUCUGUGCUUCGUCGUCAGCAUACUGGGAAUUGGAGUUGUGACGGCAGUUAUCGGCGAUGUUGCCUCGUAUUUUGGAUGCACACUGGGUAUCAAGGAUUCAGUUACUGCUGUUGUGUUUGUGGCAUUGGGUACUAGUAUUCCUGACACGUUUGCCAGCAAAGUGGCGGCGUGCCAGGACAAGUACGCGGACGCUAGUGUCGGAAACGUGACUGGUAGCAACGCGGUAAACGUCUUCCUGGGAAUUGGUAUAGCGUGGAGUAUUGCAGCCAUGUAUCACAGCUAUCAUGGGCGAGCCUUCGAGGUGGAUCCUGGCAGCUUGGCCUUCUCAGUGACCCUCUUCUGCACGGAAGCCUGCGCAGUUAUCAUAGUACUAAUGUUGAGGCGUUCCAAGAGCAUUGGUGGUGAGCUUGGAGGACCAUUUGCACCGAAACUCGUCACAUCGAUAUUUCUCUUUUCACUGUGGGUCUUCUAUCUCGUCAUGUCGACACUCGAGGCCUACGACGUAAUUAAAGGCUUCUAA
This is a messenger RNA of Diachasma alloeum, 2610 nucleotides long. RefSeq names its product sodium/calcium exchanger 3 (gene Calx). Gene Ontology annotation, molecular function: calcium:sodium antiporter activity. Gene Ontology annotation, biological process: calcium ion import across plasma membrane; sodium ion transmembrane transport; cell communication. Lineage: Eukaryota; Metazoa; Arthropoda; Insecta; Hymenoptera; Braconidae. Gene Ontology annotation, cellular component: postsynapse; sarcolemma; axon. The record is from RefSeq and is a predicted model, not a curated record. Bases 1 to 2610 code for a protein of 869 amino acids. The transcript is spliced from 8 exons.